Molecule: messenger RNA, 2127 nt
Organism: Kluyveromyces lactis
Lineage: Eukaryota; Fungi; Ascomycota; Saccharomycetes; Saccharomycetales; Saccharomycetaceae
Gene: GUS1
Product: glutamate--tRNA ligase GUS1
Exons: 1
Coding region: 1-2127 (708 amino acids)
Biological process (GO): glutamyl-tRNA aminoacylation; translation
Cellular component (GO): cytosol; cytoplasm; methionyl glutamyl tRNA synthetase complex
Molecular function (GO): ATP binding; glutamate-tRNA ligase activity
Source: RefSeq, a predicted model, not a curated record
AUGUCCGCUUCCCUUAUCAUAGGUGCUAAAGCACCAGUGAUCGCUUAUCCAGAGUUGAUCGCGGCACGCAAAGUUAACGCUUCUAAAGGUGAUAACACUAUCGAAAUCUCUUUUGUUGAAGAUAAGAAAGCCGCAGCAGCUUCUUUCAAUGGUGAGACUGAGGACGUCUUGACGAAGCUCAGCGCUGCUUACCCAGAUAUUCUGAACGACAAUUCUGAUUCCUCUGCUGAAUGGAUUGAAUUUGGUGCUAAGCAACUUGUCAUCAAGAAUUUCCAACAACUUGCUGAAUCUUUGGCUAAGUUAAACGCUCAUUUGAACCUUAGAACAUACAUUUUGAAUACAUUGGAACCUUCUUUGGCUGAUAUUGCUGUAUGGGGUUACUUAAGAUCUAAUGGUAUGGUUGGUUCUAUCAUCAAGAACAAGGUUUACAUCAACGUCUCCCGUUGGUACUCCACUUUUGAGUUAAUUCCAGAAUUCGGUCAAGCUCAUGAAUUUUUGACUAAGUCUUUACAAGAAUUGAAGAAGGCCUCAAAUGUUAACAAGAAGAAGGAAACUCACAAGGCCAACUUCGAAAUCGGUUUACCAGACGCUAAGGUCGGCGAAGUUGUCACUCGUUUCCCACCUGAACCUUCUGGAUAUUUGCACAUUGGACAUGCUAAGGCAGCCUUGUUGAACCAGUACUUUGCUCAGGCCUACAAAGGUAAGUUGAUCAUCAGAUUUGAUGAUACCAAUCCAUCCAAGGAAAAGGAAGAAUUCCAAGACUCUAUCUUGGAAGAUUUAGAACUAUUGGGUAUUAAGGGUGACAGAAUCACUUACUCCUCAGACUAUUUCCAAGAAAUGUACGACUACUGUGUUCAAAUGAUCAAAGAAGGUAAGGCUUACUGUGACGACACUCCAACUGAAAGGAUGAGAGAAGAACGUACUGAAGGUAUUCCAUCAAGCAGAAGAGAAAGAACUGUGGAAGAAAAUUUGAAGAUCUUCACUGAAGAGAUGAAGAAUGGUACAGAGGAAGGUUUGAAGAACUGUGUCCGUGCUAAGAUUGACUAUGAAGCUCUGAACAAGGCCAUGAGAGACCCUGUCAUUUACAGAUGCAAUUUGACGCCACAUCAUAGAACUGGUACUGCAUGGAAGAUCUACCCUACAUACGACUUCUGUGUUCCUAUUGUUGACUCCUUGGAGGGUGUUACUCACGCUUUGCGUACUAUUGAGUACAGAGAUCGUAACCCACAAUAUGACUGGAUGUUAAAUGCCCUUCAUUUAAGAAAGGUUCACAUUUGGGAUUUCGCUCGUGUCAAUUUUGUUAGAACACUGUUGUCCAAGAGAAAGUUGCAAUGGUUGGUCGACAAGGACAUUGUAUCUAACUGGGAUGAUCCAAGAUUCCCAACCGUCAGAGGUGUUAGAAGAAGAGGUAUGACCAUUGAAGGUUUGAGAAACUUUGUUUUGUCUCAAGGUCCAUCCAGAAAUGUUAUUAACUUGGAAUGGAACUUGAUUUGGUCAUUUAACAAAAAGGUUAUUGAUCCAGUUGCCCCAAGGCACACUGCUAUUGUUUCCCCAGUUAAAGUACACUUGGAAGGUGAUGACGUGCCUCAAACACCAAACGUUGAAAUGAAGUUAAAACACAAGAAAAACCCUGCUAUCGGUGAAAAGAAGGUCAUCUACUACAAGGAUAUAGUUAUUGACGAAGAAGAUGCUAAAUUGUUAUCUGAAGGUGAAGAGGUUACUCUAAUGGACUGGGGUAAUGCUAUCAUCACCAAGAAAAACGAUGAUGGUUCCUUCAACGCUAAACUUCAUUUGGAAGGUGACUUCAAGACCACUAAAUUCAAGUUAACCUGGUUGGCUGAUACCGACGACAAGGUCGAAGCUGAUUUGGUUGACUUUGACCACUUAAUCUCUAAAGAUAAGUUGGAAGAAGGCGAAAACUUCGAAGACUUCCUAACUCCUAAAACUGAAUUCCACACUACAGCUUACGCUGAUUUAAAUGUUAAAGACAUGAAGGUUGGUGACAUCAUUCAGUUCGAGAGAAAGGGUUACUUCAGAUUGGACUCUCUACCAAAGGAUGGAAAGCCAUAUGUUUUCUUUACCAUUCCUGAUGGUAAAUCCGUCAACAAGUAUGGUGCAAAGAAAUGA